Messenger RNA from Malurus melanocephalus (red-backed fairy wren), 966 nucleotides. RefSeq names its product MIS18 kinetochore protein A (gene MIS18A). The transcript is spliced from 5 exons. Lineage: Eukaryota; Metazoa; Chordata; Aves; Passeriformes; Maluridae. Gene Ontology annotation, cellular component: chromatin; chromosome, centromeric region; nucleus. The record is from RefSeq and is a predicted model, not a curated record. The coding region runs from base 77 to 733 and encodes 218 amino acids. Gene Ontology annotation, biological process: chromosome segregation; CENP-A containing chromatin assembly.
CAAUCGGGCGGCGGUGCCGGGGCGGGCUCAGGGCGGGCUCCGGCCGCAGUUCCAAUCGGGCGGCGGUGCCGGGGCCAUGCACCGCGUCACUGCCGCUUCCUCGGCGGGCUAUUCGAGGGCGAUGGCGGCGGCCGCUGUCGGUGGCGCUGCGGGCGGGUGGGACGCGCUGGCGGCGGGCGCGGAGCUGGAGCAGUCGCUGUCGCUGCUGGACUCGAGCGGCGGGCAGGCCGAGCAGCAGCAGCUGGAGCGGCGGGCGGGCCCGGUCCCCAUGCCCAUGGUGUUCAUGUGCGCCGGCUGCAGGCGGCCCGUGGGCGACACCUCCAGCUGGGUGCUCAAUGACGAGGAGAGCGGCUGCAUCCUGCUGCGCAGUGCGGCCGCCAGCGUCGCCGUGGAUCCCGAGCGGAAGGUGUCCAAGCUGCCCGGCGAGUAUGGAUGCAUGGUAGAAACCUUAUUCUGCUCUGGCUGCUCAAAGACACUUGGGAGCAUCUACAGGUGCACCUCCAAGAAUCUUGACUACAAGAGAGAUUUAUUCUGUUUUAGCAUUGACUCUGUUGAAAGCUAUAUUGUAGGAACCCCGGGAAAGCAAGCUCUUACUGAUGAGGAACCGCUUACUCUGGAAAGUCAAGCUGUCUUGGAAGAGUUGCUGCAAAGGAUAGAUACCAUAUUCAAAGCUCUGGAGACAAGACUGACUGCUGUUGAGUCACGUGUGGCUGCUCUGCACAGGCAAGUCUGAAAGGAAAUACCUGUGGAGCUGCAGGAGAAUGGUGACUGUGAAACUUGUCCUUGUAAUGCCCUGGGAUCUGKGGAAACAUUGGAAAGACUGUCACAGAGCUGAAAGCCUUGGGUGGCCUGUACUGUGGGGGAGCAGUGCUGACCAAAGCUGAGUCCCGGCCCAGGUGUUCCUCUUCUGUCUCCUAAGAGGAUCCCCCAGAGUKUUUUUCUUAAUAAAGACUUCUGAUCAGUCAA